Molecule: messenger RNA, 465 nt
Organism: Cynara cardunculus var. scolymus (artichoke)
Lineage: Eukaryota; Viridiplantae; Streptophyta; Magnoliopsida; Asterales; Asteraceae
Exons: 3
Coding region: 1-465 (154 amino acids)
Source: RefSeq, a predicted model, not a curated record
AUGAAAUGUGUUCGUGAACGUUUAAAAGCAGCUCAGGAUCGACAAAAGAGCUACGCAGACAAGAGGAGCCGACCUAUAGAAUUUCAAGAGGGCGACCGCGUAAUGCUAAAGGUGUCUCCAUGGAAAGGCAUUAUCCGUUUUGGAAAGCGUGGGAAGCUAAGUCCCUGUUUUCUUGGACCGUUUAAAGUCUUGGCUAGGUGCCUGGCGGAAGAAGAGAGUGUGAUACCACUUUCGGAAAUUCGUGUAGAUGAGAACAAGCAAUGUGUGGAAGAACCGGAAGUCAUCUUGGAAAGCAAAACCAAGGUAUUGAGGCACAGAGAGGUUGUCAUGGUCAAGGAUCUUGACUUUCAUGUAAACCUGAGAGUACUUGGGAAAAGGGAGAAUACUUGCGAAAGAGAGAGUACUUGGGUAAAGAAAAAGGAAAGGAAAGGAGAAAGGGAGGCAUUCUUUGGCUGGAAGGAAUAA